UACCCUUGUGCAUCUACGUGCGCCUGAAAGGAUAAAUCCAGCUUCUGCACUAUUCUCUCUCUCUUUCUCUGUCACACACACAGACACACACACACACAGAGUUACUGCUCUUUGCUGACCCUCACUAUAAUACACACACAUUUAAAACACACACACUCUACAGAGGACCGCAGUUGGUUGACUUUUCAGGUGCUGUGGAACUUACUAAAUUGGCUUCAUGGAGGAUUAUCACAAACCUGACCAGCAGACAGUCCAGGCGCUGAGGAACAUCGCCAACCGCCUACGAAUCAACUCCAUCAAAGCAACGACUGCAGCAGGCAGUGGACACCCAACAUCAUGCUGCAGCGUGGCAGAAAUCAUGUCGGUGCUUUUCUUCCAUACCAUGAAGUACCGCCCAGAGGAUCCCAGGAACUUCAACAAUGACCGCUUCAUCCUUUCCAAGGGUCAUGCUGCCCCAGCCCUGUACUCCAUGUGGGUAGAAACAGGAUUCCUGAAGGAAAGUGAGCUGCUCAGCCUGUGUCAGGUGGACUCCACCCUGGAGGGCCACCCUACCCCUAAGCAGCAGUUUGUGGAUGUAGCCACUGGCUCCUUGGGUCAGGGUCUUGGUGUGGCCUGUGGAAUGGCUUACACUGGAAAAUACUUCGACAAAUCCAGUUACCGUGUGUACUGCCUGCUGGGGGAUGGCGAGAUGUCGGAGGGUGCUGUCUGGGAGGCUAUGUCCUUCGCCUCCUACUACCAGCUUGACAACCUUGUGGCCAUCAUGGACAUCAACCGUCUGGGUCAAAGCGACCCGGCCCCACUGCAGCAUCACGUAGAAAAAUAUCAGAAACGCUGUGAAGCUUUUGGCUGGCAUGCCAUCAUUGUGGAUGGACACAGUGUGGAGGAGCUUUGCAAAGCUCUGAGUCAGCCACGCCAUCAACCCACUGCCAUUAUUGCUAAAACCAUCAAGGGCAAAGGCAUUCCAGCUGCAGAGGAUAAACAAGGCUGGCAUGCCAAGCCCCUGCCCAAAGAUAUGGCUGAGAUGGUGGUGAAGGAUCUGCAAAGCCGCAUCAUGAACAGCAGCAAGCACCUUUACCCAGGUGCUCCCAUGGAGGACUCCCCACCUGUCAGCUUGAGGAACAUCAGGAUGCCCAGCGCUCCCAGCUACAAGGCUGGAGAAAAGAUUUCCACACGCAAGGCUUAUGGGAUGGCGCUUGCUAAGUUGGGUCGUUACAAUGAACGUGUUGUGGCUCUUGAUGGAGACACCAACAACCUCACCUACUCCGAGAUCUUCAAGAAUGAGCAUCCGAACCGUUUUGUGGAGUGCUACAUUGCUCAGCAAAACAUGGUCAGCGUUGCCAUGGGCUGUGCUGCUCGUGAGAGAAACCUUGUGUUUGCCAGCACUCUUGCUUCCUUUUUCACCCGCGCCUACGACCAACUCCGUAUGGCGGCCAUCUCUGAGAGUUGCAUCAACCUGUGUGGCUCCCAUUGUGGCUUGUCUACUGGAGAGGAGGGACCCUCUCUCAUGGGUCUAGAAGACGUGGCUAUGUUCAGGGCUCUUCCCACAGCCACUAUAUUUUAUCCCUGUGAUGGCGUGUCUACAGAGAAAGCUGUAGAACUGGCCGCAACAACAAAGGGUGUUUGCUACAUCCGAACCAGCCGCCAAGAUUGUGCCAUCAUCUACAACAGCAAUGAGGACUUCCAUGUUGGACAGGCUAAGGUGGUGUACCAGAGCAAGGAGGACCAGGUGACAGUGGUGGCGGCUGGAGUGACCCUUCAUGAGGCUCUGGCUGCAGCUGAACAUCUAAAGAAAGAGAGGAUCUCUGUCAGGGUGAUUGACCCCUUUACAAUUAAACCACUGGAUGCCAAAACCAUCAUGGACCAUGCCCGCGCCACCAGAGGACGCAUUCUCACUGUGGAAGACCACUACUAUGAAGGUGGCCUUGGGGAGGCAGUAAGCUCUGCAAUGGUUAAUGAAUCAGGCUUCAGUGUCCAUCGUCUGGCUGUAUCCCAUGUCCCCCGCAGUGGCAAACCACACGAGCUGCUCAAAAUCUAUGGUAUUGACCGUGAUGCCAUUGCCCAGGCUGUCCGCAAGAUGCUCAGUACCUCUACUAAUGCCAAGUAAUGUUUUUGCCUGCCCCACAAACCCACCUCUCUAAUCACAUAAUGACAGGUGAAGAUAACCAGUCCAUGUUUUCUGUUUUUUCAUUUUGCAUAACACCCAGCUCUUUAUAUUCCCUCACUGUGAAUGCCCCUAAGUGUGUACUGAAGUAAUGUGAUUUUGUGCCGUACACUUUGAUGUAGACUUCCACAUUUACCUUUGUUUCAUGCAUCUUUCACAUCACACACAAGAAACAGAAAUGCAAAACCAACAUAUUCUCAUCCUUGAACUCAGCAUUGUGAUAAAUCCAUUUCAUUAAUCAAAAUGUGGCCAUAACUAACCUCGUUGGCAGAUACCGGUGGAAAAAAAAAAACUCUGUGAUGCUCUUAUGUGUUUUUUAAAUGCUUUUUCAAAAACUUCAUUCAACUGCUGUUUUUAUAUUGUACUAAUGUAGCACUUAAUGUCUGGGGCAUAGUAUCAGCAUAUGUAGGUGUUUAUCAGGACAGACAGAAGCUAAUAAAGUUGGUGUUUGUAGAAGCUAGUGGAGAAAAAAACAAAUGUAGGUUGGUCAUGAAGAGCAGUCACACAAAACAUUUCACAUAUUUAGACAAUCUAAACCUCUGCUUUUUCAAAAGGUUUGUCAUUUCUCUUCAGCACUGUCUUUUGUUAUUGAUUUCAAAGGUACAAUAAACCUACACACCUUAAUGUUCAUUUGUGCCAUAGCUGUACAUUUGGACCAUACCAGCAGUGUGAUGAUUAUUGUUCUGUGCUCAGUGAUGUAUAAUCUUUUCUUUAAAUGACAUGGAGGGGUAAAAGUUCCUCCACAGCUGAUGAGAACAUGGUUUACUGUGACUAUGAAAGUAGAGUUACAUUUUACUUGUGAACCCAAGAACAAUUUCAUUUGUUACUUGAAAUUUUGUAUGUAUCUUACUUUCAUGUAAUAAAGCCAUCUGCAUUUGA
Molecule: messenger RNA, 3040 nt
Organism: Sphaeramia orbicularis (orbiculate cardinalfish)
Lineage: Eukaryota; Metazoa; Chordata; Actinopteri; Kurtiformes; Apogonidae
Product: transketolase-like
Exons: 14
Coding region: 218-2104 (628 amino acids)
Biological process (GO): pentose-phosphate shunt, non-oxidative branch
Cellular component (GO): extracellular exosome; endoplasmic reticulum membrane
Molecular function (GO): thiamine pyrophosphate binding; transketolase activity
Source: RefSeq, a predicted model, not a curated record